Osmia lignaria (orchard mason bee) is the source of this 1008-nucleotide messenger RNA. RefSeq names its product exosome complex component Rrp42 (gene Rrp42). The record is from RefSeq and is a predicted model, not a curated record. NCBI's taxonomy places the organism in Eukaryota, Metazoa, Arthropoda, Insecta, Hymenoptera, Megachilidae. Gene Ontology annotation, cellular component: nuclear exosome (RNase complex); cytoplasmic exosome (RNase complex). Gene Ontology annotation, biological process: nuclear polyadenylation-dependent rRNA catabolic process; U4 snRNA 3'-end processing; TRAMP-dependent tRNA surveillance pathway. Gene Ontology annotation, molecular function: mRNA 3'-UTR AU-rich region binding.
UACGAAGUUAUUUAUGGUUAUUUAUAACAACAAAAACAUUAAAGUGUGAUUAAAAUUGUUUACAAAAUAUGUUUCUUUUCUGAUCAGAAUUAAAAAAGUUUUAUAAUGGCCGAAAUUAUUUUAAGCCGCGGAGAAAAGACAUUUAUUCUUCAUGGGAUAGAUGCAGAUUUUAGAAAUGAUGGUAGACAAAGAUGUGAAUAUCGAUCAAUAGAAAUUGAAACCAAAUUAAUGCCUCAAACUCAUGGAUCUUCAAGAUUACGCAUAGGAAAUACAGAUAUACUUGUGGGUGUUAAAGUUGAGCUCGAUACACCUCAUGCUGAUAAACCAAAUGAAGGAAAAUUGGAGUUUUUUGUUGAUUGCUCUGCUACUGCCACCCCUGCAUUUGAAGGAAAAGGAGGUGAUGAUUUAGCAACUGAAAUAAGUAAUAUUUUAACAAUUGCUUAUCAAACACGCAAUGCUUUUGAUUUAAGAACAUUAUGUAUUUUACCAAAUAAAAAAUGUUGGAAAAUAUUUGUUGAUGUUUUGAUUCUACAAUGUGGUGGUAACCUUUUUGAUGCAGUUGGUACUGCAGUUAAGGCUGCAUUAUAUAGUACAGAGAUACCAAAAAUCACAGCUGCAACUCUUGAUGGUGGAGAACCAGAUAUCCAGUUGUCCGAUGAUUUUUAUGAUUGUAUUCAAUUAGAUACAACUAAUUAUCCAAUCAUUGUGACAUUGUGCAAAGUCGGUGAUAAUUAUAUUGUGGAUCCAACUUCAGAAGAAGAAGUAUGCAGCGCAAGCAGUAUAGUUAUGUCUGUAUUACCAAAUGGUAAAAUAUCAUCUGUAAUUAAAUUGGGUUAUGGAAGUAUUCAGUCUACUACCUUCAAGAAGAUAUUAAAAAUGGCCCAAAAUGUGGGACUGCGAUUAAAUGGAGAUCUUAUGAAAGCUUUAAAAGAAGAAAAUAAACUUGGACGACAAAAGCAAAUAUUUGGAUUCCUUAACUAAAUGAAUAAAUAAUACUUGGAAAUCAAA